AUAAUCACAAGUCACUCCCAUUUUACCUUCCUUUUCUUUAAAGAAAACGGAGCUAAUCCACCAAAAAGAUAAAGGUAAAAAGCAGCUUGAAGAAUGAUAGGUAGGUAACAUAAUAGCUUCCAUCAGCCCAUAAUGAAUCCUUGUCUUAUGCACUCAACAUCAAUCUCACUCUUUCCUCUUUUCCCACUCUACCCUCAUAUUCUUGCACCCCCAGCUUUACCUCAUUUCUCAUUUCUGUGUCAGUGUUUGUGUCUGUGUCUCAGUUUGUGUACUUUGUGAGUGUAUGUUUCUGUGUGUGUUUUUUCACACCAGUCCUUGUAGUAGUCUAGACAAAUCUUGAUUGUGAUGGAAUCUCAGAAGCUGCAUUCAUGUUUCAUCAUCUUUGUCAUCAUUUUCAGUUUAAGUCUUAAAGACUGCACAGCUUGGAAUCCCUUCAAAAUCUUCAAAAAACACAAAACCAGGCAGCCCUUGCCUGUCCAAUCCAUCUUCAAGCUUCCUUCUCCGCCUCCUCCCUGGCCUUCUGGUCAAGGUUUUGCCAAUGGAACUAUUGAUCUAGGAGGACUCCUGGUGUCUCAGAUAUCGUCUUUUAGUAAAGUCUGGGCCGCGCUUGAGGGCGGACCAGAUAAUCGUGGUGCUACAUUUUAUGAACCAUCUUUGAUUCCAGAAGGGUUUUUUAUGCUUGGGAGCUAUAGUCAGCCAAACAACCGACCUCUUUUUGGAUGGGUUUUAGUCGCUAAAGAUGUGACAAACAAUGCAUCACAAGGGGCUUUAGCUUUACCGACUAAUUACACUCUUGUUUGGAGUAGUGAGUCGCGAGACAUUAAGCAAGAUGGAGUUGGCUACAUUUGGUUGCCUACACCGCCACAAGGUUAUAAUCCUAUUGGCCAUGUUGUUACCAAUUCAUCCGAGAGGCCUCCCCUUGACAUGAUCCGUUGUGUGCGAUCUGAUCUUACUGCAUUGAUUGAAAUUGAGGGCUUGAUUUGGCGACCAGAUAAUGGAUUGAAUGUAUAUACUUCAAGGCCAGCAGCCAGAGGAAGCAACGACUCGAGUGUCCCAGCUGGAACAUUUGUGGUACAAACUGAUGGAGUUGCGUUAUCUUUAUCUUGUUUAAAGAAUGUCAGGAAUAGUUUAUCAGCUAUGCCAAAUGUGAGCCAAAUUCAAGAAUUGGUUAGAGCUUAUUCUCCGAUGCUGUACUUUCAUCCUGACGAACAGUUUCUGCCCUCUUCAGUGAGCUGGUUUUUUCAAAAUGGGGCAUUAUUGUAUACUAAAGGCAACGAAUCUAAUCCGGUUGCUAUUGAUCCUACGGGCUCUAAUCUCCCCCUAAAUGGAACAGACGAUGGCGCAUAUUGGCUAGACCUUCCCAUCAAUCAAACAAUCCGCGACAGCCUUAAGAAAGGUAAUUUGCAAAAUGCUGAGGCAUAUCUACAUGUUAAACCUAGGCUUGGUGCCACAUUUACUGACAUAGUAGUUUGGAUAUUUUAUCCGUUUAAUGGAGCCGCAAAGGCUAAAGUCGAGGUUUUUCAUAACGUCCGCUUGGGGAAAAUUGGAGAACAUGUUGGUGAUUGGGAACAUGUGACAUUGCGGAUCAGCAAUUUUGAUGGGGAGUUAAAAACUGUCUAUUUUUCGCAACAUAAUAGCGGAACUUGGGUGAGUUCCUCAGACCUUGAGUUUGGAAAUGGUAGCAAGCCUAUUGUUUAUGUGUCAUUGCACGGCCACGCUGCAUUUCCGCACCCCGGCCUUGUCCUGGAAGGGACUGAUGAAGUUGGGAUACGAAAUGAUAUGGCGAAAGGUGACAGUGUAAUGGAUGCCGGGGCAACGUUUUCUGUAGUUAACGCGGAGUACUUAGGUACAUCAACCAUUGUUGAACCAUCAUGGCUAAAUUAUGCUGGACAAUGGGGACCAAAUGUUACUUAUGAUAUUGAUACAGAGCUGACUAGUGUUAUGGAGUUGUUGCCAGGAGACUUGGAAAGUGAAUUCAAGAAGAUUUUGAAAGAUAUCCCUCAUGAGGUAUUAGGUGAAGAAGGGCCUGUUGGUCCCAAAAUGAAAGAUAAUUGGAAUGGUGAUGAAAGGGUUUGACAAGUUUCUUGCUUUUAAGUGCUUCAUGCAUAUUAGUUCAACUAAUUUGUUGCUUUAGCCAUUGACAAAACUGAGAUUAGCAAUAAUCUCAAGUAAUGUAGAGAUCUUUUAUUAGAAAAACAUGUCCACUGUAAAAAUUGGUUAGAAACUUGAUCAAUUUUCUUUAAAUAGACUGGCAACCAAUUCCUAAUU
Molecule: messenger RNA, 2268 nt
Organism: Daucus carota subsp. sativus
Lineage: Eukaryota; Viridiplantae; Streptophyta; Magnoliopsida; Apiales; Apiaceae
Exons: 3
Coding region: 346-2076 (576 amino acids)
Source: RefSeq, a predicted model, not a curated record